GAAUAUGUCUGAUGAAUUAGAAGCAAACGAUGGAAUAAACCAACAACAGACUACCGAAGAUGAAGAUACAAAAGCAGAUGAUGCCCCUGAAACAAUUGUUAAUGAGGACACCCCCGUUGACGAUCAGGCCAAAGAAGAGAAUGAAACAGCAGAAAACGACGUACAAGAAAGUACCGGUACUAUUGGGGAUUGUUUUCUCUGCAAGAAACAGUUAAAUGAUCCUAGAAGCUUGGCAUGCAUUCAUUCUUUUUGUAUCGGAUGCCUUAAAGAGCAUAUCGACUCCAAAAAUAAAAAUGAUGCCAUGUGUCCCGUAUGUGCCUCAAGUAUACCAGACAACUUAGAAGAUCUUUCUGUAGAUCCGCUUGUUGAAAAGGUAUUGAAGUGUCAAUCCUCCGGCAAUGAUGUGCAAUGCAGUCUAUGCUCAUCAAAUGCGACUCAAAGAUGCACGAACUGUGAGCACUUCCUUUGCAACAGGGAUGCCGAGCGGCACCAACUGAUCCCUGCAACCAAAGACCACGAGUGUAUCCAGAUCGAUGAGUAUCAGAAGCUCAACACCAAAGAUCGUCUGGCGCUACAGAUUGUCUAUUGUUCUGUGCAUCCUCAGGCGAAGGUGGACGUCUACUGCAGGGUAUGUGACGUCUUUAUAUGCAUGGCAUGUAAUGUGAUCGACCACCAACGGGCUAAGCAUGACGUCGAACCAGUUGCGGAUUACGUAGAUCGACUUACGCCAAAGCUGAAGAAAGUAGCUGAUGAAUUACAUAAACAAAGUAAAAUCAGUGACCAGACAAUGAGCAACAUCAACCAGGCAAUUGAUAAGUUGCAGCCUCUGAAGGAACAAGCUUCUGCCGAUAUUAAAAAACUGUGUUCUGAACUAAGAGAGAAGAUUGAUAAAUGUGAAAUAGAAUUGAACGAAAAACUAGAAGAAAAAUACCAAAAUAAAUAUGAAGCAAUGAAAAAUCUACUUAGUCACACUAAUGACAGCUCUUGCAACAUAAAAUCGCUAAUUGAAUAUAUAGAGUGUCUUGUAGGCAGUCGGAACUGCGAGCUUCUACGUCAUGCAACAUCAAACCACAUCAAAUCUUUCGAGAAGACUGUGAAGAGUACCAAACACGCUGGAAAGGUUGUCAGUGUGACAGAGGUACUAAAGAUCGUUAUCAACGAGCAAAAUGUUGGGAGUGUCAACUCUGAAAACCUCUGUUGCUUCAAAAUCAGUGAUGUUUCUCCUGAACACUCGUCCUUCAGCCGAGUAACUGACGCUAAGACUGGAGAACUGAAGACUAUCACUGUGACAACGAAGAAUGAAGACGGCAAUGCUAGUGUUGCAGACCCCGCUCCUUCUAUUGAAAUUAUCGACAGCGAAAAGAAAGUUAUCGCAACACCUACUCUCGAGUCGCAUAAAAAUGGAACUUAUCAAUUCUCAUGGCUGCCAACAAUAACUGGAACAUUUGGUGUGAAGAUCCAUAUUGAUGGGAAGCAGAUUAAGGGCUCUCCUUUCCGGGUAACUGUAUCAAAGGGAUCAGCAAUUAAUAAGAACAAGAACGCAAAGAAACCGCCGACUAAUUCAAAAAAAGUAAAAUAGAUCUUGGGGUUACUGUAAAUAAAUAAUAAUUACUAUUAUAGUCAUAUAUACCUAUAUAAUUAUAUAUAUAUAUAUAUAACUAUGGACAAGAUGCAUCUUAUCCUAUACAUAAUGUGUAGUAGUUCAGAGUCCUACAGUUGUAUUAUAUAAUUUAAACGUAACAGAAGAAGAAAAUCUGAUCAGAAUGAAAAGAGAAACCUUGUCUCCACCGGGACUCGAACCCAAGAACUUUCGCUUAUCCUGCGAACGUCUUACCAAUUCGACCACAGAGGCCUUAAUUCCAGUAGAAACAAAGAGUCUUUUAUCAUUCUAAACCUGUUUCAGUAGGUAACUACCAAUUGUAAAUAGAAACGGUGUUUGAAUAAUGAGUACUUUUAAAAUUUUUUAUCGUUUUAUGUACCGUAUUGUACAUUGCUGUGUUUCUGUCUACACUGCUGUUUUAUAUGUUUUUCUUUAUGAACGCACCGUCAAUAACAAAUUCAUUAUUAUGUACAGUGUUCAAAUUAUAUAAUCCAUUAAAAAGUUUGUAACAAAUUAAGAAGAGUGUUGAAAUCAUCAACAAAAAUGGCAAACUUAACACUGUCACAAACUCCAUGGUUAACACAGUCAACAUAUUUGCAAGAUUUUUAAACAUGUUGACGAUAAUAAUUGUUGAAUAUUAUAUUAGAAAUGGAAAAAUCAUUGCUUGUUAUCAGUUAGGGUGUUCUUAACAUGCACUAUACAGUAAAUGUGAAUAAAAACACCUGGACUUUGAA
This is a messenger RNA of Anneissia japonica, 2334 nucleotides long. RefSeq names its product tripartite motif-containing protein 2-like. Gene Ontology annotation, biological process: positive regulation of DNA-templated transcription. Gene Ontology annotation, cellular component: chromatin; nucleoplasm. Gene Ontology annotation, molecular function: protein binding; zinc ion binding; ubiquitin-protein transferase activity. The coding region runs from base 5 to 1579 and encodes 524 amino acids. The transcript has a single exon. Lineage: Eukaryota; Metazoa; Echinodermata; Crinoidea; Comatulida; Comatulidae. The record is from RefSeq and is a predicted model, not a curated record.